Molecule: messenger RNA, 1467 nt
Organism: Syngnathus acus (greater pipefish)
Lineage: Eukaryota; Metazoa; Chordata; Actinopteri; Syngnathiformes; Syngnathidae
Exons: 6
Coding region: 802-1425 (207 amino acids)
Source: RefSeq, a predicted model, not a curated record
AAUGUAUAUGCUAAUGAGUUUGGCGCCAGUCUGGCGGGCGCCAAGAUGGCGCCAGUCGAGACGGCGCCAUCUUUGGCUGGCGCCAUUUUGAUUUGCUGCCACCAUUUUGGAUGGGGACAUGUAUGGGGCCUGUAUUAUAGCAGCCGGAUGUUGGUGUAUCUAAUUUGACAUUCAACGGAUGUUGGUGUAUCUAAUUUGACAUUCAAUAUUUAGUGGGGUCCGUUCAAUAGUUUGAGUUUAUGUUUUACUAUUCCGUGUUGCUUCCGUUGUGUUUUGUAAAAAAGAAAUAUAAUGGGUCAUUCUAACCUUUCGUCAGCGGAGUCAGAUUUUCUAACAAACAUUGAUGAAAUAGAUUUGCAACCAUUUUUGUGAAACGGUUACAAACCAAAGAAGUGACACAUCUGAGCUAGAUUUGCUAUCAACCAAUGUGUCUAGGGGUCAUGGGGGGAGUUUUGUUGAAAAAAAGGCAUCUGAAGGAGAUGGGCAAAGUGUUGCUGCACCUAAUUUGACAUACAAUAGCUUGUGGGGCGGCCGUAGCCGUCUCCGAUAGUUGAGUCAUUGGAGAGCCAGGAGAGUCAACAUUUAUUGGCUCCGAGUUGUCUAUGUGUAACUUUGUUGAAAAAGGCAUCGGAAGGAGAAAGGCAAGGUGUUGGUACACCUAAUCUAACAUACAAUAGUUUGAGCUGAGGUCGAGUCAUUAAAACGCCGUCACAAUCAGUAGCUAUAGCAGAGUGUUCUCGCGGCACGUGACCCCAUAGGCGUGGUCUUUUCUCCGGCAAGUUUGAAGUUAGUUUGGGACGGAUGACCAUCGACCAUUUUGAGAAGACAAGCCAGCGCAUGAGCUCUGAUCAGCGGAGUCGGAGUGCGUCAAAAAUUGUUUCGAGAUGGUUAAAGGUUGCAGAUAUCAUCGUUUUUGCCGAUGUUCAUACACCCUUUGACGACGACUUUAGUGGAGUUUAUCUAACACAAUCAGACUACGAUCUCGUAGCCGCAGCCACUAGAAAAAACGAUCCGCCGACACAAGCUGAUUUCGAAACACAGACUCUAGUGGAUGUCUCUGGACGCCAUUUUGAAGUACCAGAGGCGGCAGAGCCAAUCGCAUCAGAGCCAGCGAAACCAAUCGCAUCAGAGUCACGUGCUACCAUUGAGACCAAUCAACUCACGCCCCACGCCGAUGGGCCGGAAGCAUCCGCGGACACAGAAUUGGCGGACGCUUUAUCUGCAUACGAAGGCGUGAACCACCCUCACGAGUCGACAAACAAAGUUAGAGUUAAGCGUCGUGACACAGGGCGAGGGGUUCAAAGAGGAAGGAGGAGGAGGAGGGGGGCAGCCAUCUACAACACAAGCCACCCAACAACCAGAACAACCAACAACCUGAGCCGGCACGCGAGAGUCAUCACCAUAAGAAUAGAAGCCGUCCUGUAAAGUGCAGUGGUAAUUGUAUCUACAAAAGUCGGUUACAAGAAU